UGCCAUGGCAUCGUUCCAUUAUCAUGCUGACCUUCUCGUGGGCCAACCCAUGUGCACUGUCGCAGAAGUCACAGUGGUCAACCCUCCCUGGCCCUGGCUGCAGUCGUAGUUUCCACGAACCGCGGCUCAUUCCACACCCGGAACACUCGUGUCCAUGUGAGAUGUGCACAUGCCGUUCUCCACGGCGCCACCGAUGUUUGGAGAGCAUCCGUUUCAUGAGCCAAGUGUGGAUGAAACCGACGCGUCGUGGCUUGAUUCACGCCGACGAUUAGGAUGCGUCACGGUGACCUGUGGAUCCAGGCACGUCGAGGAAGCGCUGUGUGCGCCACGUACGCAGACGUGCGCAUGUGUGGGAGGCAUGGCGACGGGAGAGGUCGCGCUACAUGUGACGUUUCAAACCGUGGAAUGCCGCGGCCAUGGCCUUGACCAGCGGGAAUGACGCUAUGACUACCAUGACCAGUGCUGCGAUGGCUCCGGGCAUGUCCAGGGGUGCAGCCGGACUGCCAUGUUCGGACAUCCUUUCUAGCGGGCGGCGUUUGAUUGGGGUCGAAAGUUUGGCGUAUAAAAUUACCCCUGAGAAGGUGAAACGACGCGGUCGAAACGGUUUUUUAUUUGUUCAAAGGGCGAGCAACGCCAAGAACAGCAAGUGCGACUAUGUUCAUGCCAGAGAACUCGUUCGACGACGACGGCCGGAAGGGUCGGGGCGACCGCGAUCUCGCCAAGGACGUGGAUGAUCGCAUGUCGAUCGGUGACAAGCGUCGAGAAGCGCAUCCCAACAUGCUCGACGACGACGACAUUGAAGAGAUCGGAGGACCUGCCGGGAGUCGGUCCAACGUUAUUCAACAACAACGGGACUUCCACAAGAAGAAGAUGCAGGAGCGCAUGAACGGAGGGGUCGUCCGGUCCGCCGGAGCGCGCCAGUUCUCUUCGCCACGGUCGGUCGAUGUCGAUGACAAGCCAUCACGGUUUGGCCGCGACGAUGACUUUAUUGACGACCGCAAGGCAGCGUCAAAGAAGGCUCCGUCAUCGUCCCGACGAUUCCACGACGACGACGAUGAUGACGAUGACAUUGGGCGCCGGCGAGGCACGACUCCCAAGAAGAGUGGUCGGCAAUGGCGCGACGACAGUCCGGAAGACAGCGGCAGUCGAUCGCGUCGCGACGACCCACUUCCGUCCCGCAACAGUCGCCGGCCCAAGGAUGACGAUGAUGACGAAGAUGACAACGAGGACGACGAACGGCCUUCCCGUCGGCGCGAUGCGCCACCUUCUCGAGACAAGGACCGAUCGUUUUCGAGACAAGACGCCAACGAUUCGUGGGUUGAGCCAAAGAAGGGCCACAACAGUCGCGAGUUGACGCGCAAAGAAAAGGGAGCCGCGCGGGACAGGUCAAGUUCGCCAGAUCUGUCGUCAGAAGAAGAGGGGAACGAAGGAGGGGUUGUGUCCAUGAUCGACGACAAAAAGGGCUCGUCACAAAAGUCGACGGCGAAGAAGGGAAAGCUCGAUCUCACUGACAUGAAGGCGUUCCUGAUGCGCCCUGUGCCCAAAGCUUACGACGUCGUCGAGUGCUACAUCGAGCGCAACUGCGCCGGCGCGAAUAAGUUAUUUCCAGAGUACUGUUUGUACAUGAAGGACGGCGAUCGGUUCCUCUUGACGGCCAAGAAGCGCCCAAACAACCGCACGAGCAACUACCUGAUCUCGAUGCAGCGCGGCGACUUGUCGCGCAAGGGCAGCGACAACUUUCUCGGGAAACUCCGCUCCAACUUCAUCGGGACCGAGUUUGUCGUUUACGACAACGGCGUGAACCCGAAAGGCGCCGACCAGCACACGCUGACCGUGAACCCAGUCACGAUCCGACAGGAGCUCGGGAUCGCCGUGUACGCAAAAAACGUCCUGGGGUACAAGGGCCCGCGCAAGAUGAAGGUGUGCGUGCCCCGCGUCCGAGAAGACGGGACGCGCGUGGUGUGGCGCCCUACGACCAAGGAGGACGAGAUGGUCAACAAGUGCAAGGAGCAGGACCACACAAACCUGACGUACCUCAUCAAUAAACCACCUCGGUGGAACGACCAAGUCGGCGCGUACGUGCUCAACUUUAACGGGCGCGUCACGAUGGCAUCGGUCAAGAACUUUCAGCUCGUGACCCCCGAGGACCAGGAAACGGUGAUUCUUCAAUUUGGUCGCGUCGGGAAAGACCUGUUCACGAUGGACUUUCGCGCGCCUCUGUGCCCGUUCCAAGCGUUUGCGAUCACGCUGAGCAGCUUUGACUCGAAGCUCGCGUGCGAAUAAACCAACCGCGGCGCUCCGUAGCCCAGCGCGCAGCUCCGAGGCGCUGCAGCGUUGGCAUGAGUUGUUUCGACGGCGACCCCCUGCUUUGCAUGAUAAUCGCCUGUAUUGCAUAUGUGUUCGGAUCUAUCGCGGUCUGUGUCCGGCAUGCCACUUGUCGCCACAUCUUUUCUCCCGCCGAUUCAACCUGCGAUGCAAGUUGCAAUUAUUGUCGCAGGAGCGACGCCUCCGUGAAAAAAAAGGACGAGGCCCUCG
Messenger RNA from Aphanomyces invadans, 2535 nucleotides. RefSeq lists its product as hypothetical. Lineage: Eukaryota; Oomycota; Saprolegniomycetes; Saprolegniales; Verrucalvaceae. Bases 655 to 2283 code for a protein of 542 amino acids. The record is from RefSeq and is a predicted model, not a curated record. The transcript is spliced from 7 exons.